Messenger RNA from Sphaerulina musiva SO2202, 790 nucleotides. RefSeq lists its product as uncharacterized. The coding region runs from base 344 to 499 and encodes 51 amino acids. Lineage: Eukaryota; Fungi; Ascomycota; Dothideomycetes; Mycosphaerellales; Mycosphaerellaceae. The transcript is spliced from 2 exons. The record is from RefSeq and is a predicted model, not a curated record.
AAAGGCACCAUCCUUCUCGAAUAUUCCAUGGUGGAAAAAAAUGUCUUCAUUUCUCUUCACUUGUCGUUCUACAUUGCCGCCGCAGCGAUCCAGGAAUAAUGGAAGCACACCAUCAAGACCUUGCAGGUAGAAGCAAGCAGACGGAAUGGAGUGAGAGAGUUCAGUACGUUACAAGUUCCCAACUUCAUCGCCGAAGACAUCAACGGGGGAGACUUAUUAGUCACCAAAUUCUUGCAAGAAACGUGCUUCGAACAAGGCAAGUAUAUGUAAUGUAGGACGUCCAGGGGAAGCAUGACGAACCUCACCUAGGUAGGUGCCAAGGCCCAGCCUCUUUCGUGACUAGAUGUUCCAGGACUUUACUCCCGAUAGUGUAGCAACAGCAGAGACUCCAUCUACCCGGGUUACUGCAAGAACUAGAUACAUCAUUAUUCAACAGAUGAUGAGUGCAAGGGAACGUGCAUUGUACAAGGCCAGCAGGACAUCCGGGGAGGAAGUAUAACCACUACGCCUAGGUAUCGAGUGCAAUCGACUGGAAAGACAUCUUCACGUAAAAAACCCAUUCGAGUCUCGAGCAUUAUAGCUCAAGUCCCCUACUGUCUAUACCAACACUAUUCACGACCUCCCUUUCCGUAUAAGUAUAAGGCACCUUAUAAAGACUGCCUCCUACUUACCAUUGAAAACACAACCCAACCCAGCAGCACAGUCAAACCACAAUAGCAACAAACCCAGAACUUCGGAAGGAAAACAACUACGCCUACGACAAUCCAAAGACUUCUCCACGCCGUGCAAU